UCUUUUCCAAUCACUAUGAAUUCGCUUUGGUGUAGUCUACAGAAGCGUUUCUUAUCGAUGCGACCCCAUCGGGAGCAAGAACAACGCAAUGCCGAGGAUGUACUCUUCGAUAUGUUUUACAAUGAGGAGACUGGACUCAUCUCGAUGGGCAAAUUUCUGGCCGCACUCAAGACGACCGGCAUCAGGCGCAGCGACCCACGCAUACGCGAAUUGAUGGAGAACUUGAAGAAGGUGCACAAGCUGUCCAAUUAUGAAACCGGCUCGUCAGCUGAAACUCAGAACCUGAAUCGUGAAACCUUUAAAGCUGUCGUCGCGCAGAAUAUCGUCUUGAUUGCCAAGGCGUUCCGACAACAGUUCAUCAUACCGGAUUUCGUGAGCUUCGUCAAGGAUGUCGAGGAUAUCUAUUGGAAAUGCAAGACGAAUACCGAUGGUGCUGUUGCCAAUUACAUACCGCAAUUGGCGCGCUACAGCUCCGAUUCGUGGGGUGUGAGCAUCUGUACGAUCGAUGGUCAGCGUUUCUCUAUUGGCGAUGUGGAUAUACCGUUCACUUUGCAGAGUUGCAGCAAACCGUUGACGUACGCCAUUGCCUUGGAGAAGCUGGGACCGAAGGUGGUGCAUUCGUAUGUGGGCCAAGAGCCAAGUGGUCGCAAUUUCAAUGAAUUGGUGCUGGAUCAUAAUAACAAGCCGCACAACCCUAUGAUCAAUGCGGGCGCCAUACUGACCUGCUCAUUGCUGCAGGCUUUAAUUAAGCCAGAUAUGACAGCAGCUGAAAAGUUCGACUACACACUGCAGUGGUUCAAACGUUUGUCAGGUGGUGAAAAUAUUGGUUUCAAUAAUGCAGUGUUCCUGUCGGAACGAGAAGCUGCCGAUCGCAACUAUGCUUUGGGCUUUUAUAUGCGCGAGAAUAAAUGCUAUCCAAAGCGUACGAAUCUCAAGGAAGUGAUGGACUUUUAUUUCCAGUGCUGCUCGAUGGAGACGACCUGCGAGUCAAUGUCCGUGAUCGCCGCUACCCUCGCGAACGGUGGCAUUUGUCCUACCACCGAGGAGAAGGUACUACGUCCCGAAGUUGUACGAGAUGUGCUUUCCAUAAUGCAUUCGUGCGGCACUUAUGACUACUCCGGCCAAUUCGCCUUCAAAGUGGGUCUACCCGCUAAAUCUGGUGUCUCCGGCGGCAUGAUGUUAGUCAUACCGAAUGUCAUGGGCAUUUUUACAUGGUCACCGCCACUUGAUAAGCUUGGAAAUAGUGUGCGUGGUGUGCAAUUUUGUGAAGAGUUAGUUAGCGUCUUCAAUUUCCAUCGCUACGAUAACCUGAAGCAUGCGUCGGAUAAGAAGGAUCCACGUAAACAUCGUUACGAGACUAAAGGACUGUCAAUUGUCAAUCUGCUAUUCUCGGCGGCCAGCGGUGAUGUGACAGCAUUACGGCGUCAUCGCCUCUCCGGCAUGGAUAUCACGUUGGCCGACUAUGAUGGCAGAACGGCGCUACAUUUAGCCGCCUCCGAAGGUCAUUUGGACUGUGUGAAAUUUUUAUUGGAGCACUGUCAGGUGCCACAUAAUCCAAAGGAUCGUUGGGGUAAUUUGCCCAUUGAUGAAGCGGAGAAUUUCGGUCAUCAUGCUAUAGUUGAUUACUUGAAAGAAUGGGCAGAAAAGGCUGAAGAGGCAGGGGUGCACAUACCAGAGGCGAUUGUUAAGAAUACCGACGCAGAUGAGGAAAUUAUUACUUCUAAUGAUAGCAUAAGUUCUGACUAUGAUCGCAGCGCCACAGCUAGUCCUAUACCCUCGGAUGCGGGCAGCAGCAGCAGCAGCAGCGGUGUCGGUGACAGUACUAAACCCGGUCUCUAAAUUCGCUAUAUGCCGCACAGCAAGGCGCCUAACAUCAUUAAAUAUACACACAUUGAUACACAUGCACAUCCAUCCAUCACAUAAUCUCAAGACAAUGAUGACUUAAACGAUUCCUGGAGAAUCUCCUUCAUUUCACCAUAUACCAAAAAAAAACAGAGUUUCUGAACACGAAGCAGCUCUUCCCUGCAACGAGCAUAAGAAGAUAUAAUUAUGUAUUCCUAUGUAGCUUUUUCGGCUUAUUUUCAUUUAUUUACAUGAAUACUUAUUUAUAGUUUAGUGCUCUAGCAGUAGUUUUAGGUACCAGGCAUCUCAUACCUACGAAAUUUGUUGUUUUAAAUACUUAAGCAGUUGCUCUGGCAUACUACAUUGCACCACUAUUGAUAUUGACACUUGAGUAUUUACAUAAACACAAACAUACUUACCAUAUUUUAUGAUUUGCUUUAAUAGUUCAUUAUAAGCAUAUAGAUUGUGUUACUGAGUGAAAUACUGAGACAAAUUCGUGUGAUUUCACUCAUAUUAUUUUAGGCGCUUAAAA
Molecule: messenger RNA, 2374 nt
Organism: Rhagoletis zephyria (snowberry fruit fly)
Lineage: Eukaryota; Metazoa; Arthropoda; Insecta; Diptera; Tephritidae
Gene: GLS
Product: glutaminase
Biological process (GO): L-glutamine catabolic process
Molecular function (GO): glutaminase activity; protein binding
Source: RefSeq, a predicted model, not a curated record